Leishmania mexicana MHOM/GT/2001/U1103 is the source of this 1236-nucleotide messenger RNA. RefSeq lists its product as hypothetical. NCBI's taxonomy places the organism in Eukaryota, Euglenozoa, Kinetoplastea, Trypanosomatida, Trypanosomatidae. The transcript has a single exon. The record is from RefSeq and is a predicted model, not a curated record. Bases 1 to 1236 code for a protein of 411 amino acids.
AUGCGAGCAGCCAAAGUGAAGGCGGCUGCCGCUGACGAGGCCCUAGCCGCCGAGCUAGCUGAACAGCAGCGACUUGAGGUAAAGGACGCGAAGAUGCUGCAGCUGGUGCGCGACUACCCGGAGGUGCGGUCGCUAGAGAGUCAGCUAAAGGACGCCUAUCUCCGGAAGAGUCGUGCGGAGCAGGUGACGGACCGCAGCGCCGCUAAGGCGCUGGAGGUAGAGGAGCAGCGAAGGUACAUGGAAUACCUUGCCGAGCAGGACCGACUUGCCAAGGCAGAAGAGGAGAAGAAGCACAAGGCAGACAUGGAGCGAUUCCGUCGCCAUCAGGCAGCGCAGCUAGAGAUAAUCCGCCAGCAUCGCUGUGCCGCUAUGGAGGAAGCGAAGCAGCGUGAACAGGAGCGCAUCGCCGUAGAUGCUGUAGUGGCUCGAGUGCAGGAGCAGGACUUUCUCGAAACCCUCGCCCGUCGCGACCGGCAGCGUCGGAUUAUGGAGGAGCAGAAUGAGUUCUGCCGUCUCCGCGCUGCUAUUAAGAAGGCGGAGCAGGAUCGUGAGGCCAAGGAAGAGGCGGCGAUUCGCGCCUACCUCGAUGAGCAGGCACGUAGAAAGGAGAUGGAUGACAAGAUGGCGCGUGAGCGGGACAUUGUCAAGGCCCGUAUUCUGGAAGAGCAAGGCCGUCGCAUUGCCGAGGAGGAGCGCAAGAAGCGUGAGCUGGAGGAGCUGCUUCAGGAGUACUACGAGGAGGAGCGGCUGAUCAAGGAGCAGACGCUGAUCGCGGCAGAGAAGGCGAGUCGCGAUCGCAUGGCAGCCGCGGUGAAUCGCGAAAACGAAAGGCUCAUCGAGCAGCGCCGCCUUGCCAAGGAGGAGCAGUUGGCUGAGGAGAUGCGCUUUCGACAGGAGGCAAUGGAGCAAAUGGCUGUGGAGGCAAAGCUGCAACAGCUCAACCGCCAGAAGCAAGCGGAGAUUAAGCGGCAAAACAUCGCCGAAGCACAGCAGCGUCUAGAGGAGCGCCGACGUCUCAAGGAGCAGGAAAAGGAGCUAGAGCGCAAAGUGGAGGAGCAGGACCGCAAGCAGGAGGAACAGAUCCAGGAGUACAUCCGACGCGCCCGCGCGCAGCUCUUGGAGCAGCACCUUCCCAGGCUAGGCUCGUAUGCCCCUGUGUUCGCCAUGCGGGACGAGGAGAAACUUCAGUACUUGCCUCAGUUAAAGACUGCCAACGCUGCACUACCGACACGCUAA